Molecule: messenger RNA, 2827 nt
Organism: Lemur catta (Ring-tailed lemur)
Lineage: Eukaryota; Metazoa; Chordata; Mammalia; Primates; Lemuridae
Gene: LIPE
Product: lipase E, hormone sensitive type
Exons: 10
Coding region: 339-2750 (803 amino acids)
Biological process (GO): cholesterol metabolic process; triglyceride catabolic process
Cellular component (GO): cytosol
Molecular function (GO): sterol ester esterase activity; triacylglycerol lipase activity
Source: RefSeq, a predicted model, not a curated record
GAGAAGAUCGGGACUUCCCCUGUUGGGGUGGUCUCCGCGGGGCUCCGCACUACUCAUGCCCGAAGGACGCUUUUCGCCGCCUCCAGGGCUGCAUUUUUGUUGGCCGCGGGCCCUUUAACGCGUACGAGGGGGCGGGAUCAGGCCUUAAGCCCUAGCGGUUGAGGGGCGGGGCCCGGCAGUGGAGUGAGGCCAGAAUUGCUCAGGGGGCGGGACUUCGGACGGAGCGAACCUAGGAUUGGGUGGUAUGGUAGCCCAGCGGGGUUGUGUGGCCAGGAUUGGUCCUCCGGGCGGGGCCCGGCGGCUGGAAUUGGCCCCCGCGUGAGGACCGCGGAGAAUUGAUGGAGUCAUCCGGGGAAGCGGAGCCCGCCGGGGCUGUUGAGGCCCCGGCUUCGAAGAGGGCCAAAGAGGGGUCGAAGAACCGCAGUCGCCAGCGGUGGCGAAAAGGCAAGGCCAAAGCCUCAAGGCUCACACACAGCAUGGACCUGCGCACAAUGACACAGUCGCUCGUGACGCUGGCAGAGGACAACAUGGCCUUCUUCUCCAGCCAGGGCCCCGGGGAGACAGCACAGCGGCUGUCGGGUGUCUUCGCUGGUGUGCGGGAGCAGGCACUGGGGGUGGAGCCAGCGCUAGGCCGCCUGCUUGGGAUGGCGCACCUCUUUGACCUGGACGCAGAGACCCCGGCCAAUGGGUACCGCAGCCUGGUGCACACAGCCCGCUGCUGCCUGGCGCACCUGCUGCACAAAUCCCGCUACGUGGCCUCCAACCGCCGCAGCAUCUUCUUCCGCACCAGCCACAACCUGGCCGAACUGGAGGCCUACCUGGCCGCCCUCACCCAGCUCCGCGCUCUGGCCUACUACGCCCAGCGCCUGCUGACCACCAACCGGCCCGGGAGGCUCUUCUUCGAGGGUGACGAGGGACUCAGCGCCGAAUUCCUGCGGGAGUAUAUCACACUGCAUAAGGGCUGCUUCUAUGGCCGCUGCCUGGGCUUCCAGUUCACACCUGCCAUCCGGCCAUUCCUGCAGACCAUCUCCAUCGGGCUGGUGUCCUUCGGGGAGCACUACAAACGCAACGAGACGGGCCUCGGUGUGACCGCCAGCUCCCUGUUCACCAGUGGCCGCUUUGCCAUCGACCCAGAGCUGCGUGGGGCCGAGUUCGAACGGAUCAUACAGAACCUGGAUGUGCACUUCUGGAAAGCCUUCUGGAAUGUCACCGAGAUCGAGGUGCUAUCGUCUCUGGCCAACAUGGCAUCGGCCACCGUGAGGGUAAGCCGCCUGCUCAGCCUGCCACCUGAGGCCUUUGAGAUGCCGCUGACCACUGACCCCACACUCACGGUCACCAUCUCACCCCCGCUGGCCCACACGGGCCCUGGGCCCGUCCUCGUCAGGCUCAUCUCCUAUGACCUACGUGAAGGACAGGACAGCGAGGAGCUCAGCAGCCUGACGAAGUCCGAGAGCCAGUGGACCCGGGAGCUGUGGCAGCGUGCCCAGCAGGCACCCCGCUCACCAUCCCUGGUGGUGCACUUCCACGGCGGCGGCUUCGUGGCCCAGACCUCCAAAUCCCACGAGCCCUACCUCAAGAGCUGGGCCCAGGAGCUGGGCGCCCCCAUCCUCUCCAUCGACUACUCCCUGGCCCCCGAGGCGCCCUUUCCCCGCGCACUGGAGGAAUGUUUCUUCGCCUACUGCUGGGCCGUCAAACACUGUGCCCUCCUGGGCUCAACAGGGGAACGAAUAUGCGUUGCUGGGGACAGUGCCGGCGGGAACCUCUGCUUCACCGUGUCCCUUCGGGCAGCAGCCUACGGGGUGCGCGUGCCAGACGGCAUCAUGGCAGCCUACCCGGCCACAAUGCUGCAGUCCACCGCCUCUCCCUCCCGCCUUCUGAGCCUCAUGGACCCCCUGCUGCCCCUCAGCGUGCUCUCCAAGUGUGUCAGCGCCUAUGCAGGUACGGAGACAGAAGACCACUCCGACUCGGACCAGAAGGCACUGGGUAUGAUGGGACUGGUACGGCGGGACACAGCCCUGCUCCUCCGAGACCUCCGCCUGGGCGCCUCCUCGUGGCUCAACUCCUUCCUGGAGCUGAGCGGGCGUAAGUCCCAAAAGACGUCACAGCCCGUGGCCGAGCCGAUGCGCCGCAGCGUGUCUGAAGCAGCACUGGCCCAGCCCGAGGGGCCACUGGGCACAGACUCCCUCAAGAACCUGACGCUGAAGGACUUGAGCCUGAGAAGCAGCUCCGACACAUCGGACACCCCUGAGAUGUCACUGUCAGCUGAAACACUUGUCCCCUCCAAACCUUCCAACAUCAACUUCUUAGUGGAGCCUGAGGAUGCAUUGGAAGAGGUGGAGGCGAGAAGUGAGCUGAGCGCCAAGGACAGAGGCCCGGGUGCCCGUGACGCCUUCCCCAAGGGUUUCCACCCGCGGCGCUCCAGUCAGGGUGCCACACAGAUGCCCCUCUACUUCUCGCCCAUUGUCAAGAACCCCUUCAUGUCGCCGCUGCUGGCACCCGACAGCAUGCUGAAGACCCUGCCGCCCGUGCACAUCGUGGCGUGUGCGCUGGACCCCAUGCUGGACGACUCGGUCAUGUUUGCGCGGCGACUGCGCAGCCUGGGCAAGCCCGUGACGUUGCGCGUGGUGGAGGACCUGCCGCACGGCUUCCUGACUCUGGCGGCGCUGUGUCGCGAGACGCGACAGGCCGCCGAGCUGUGCGUGGAGCGCAUCCGCCUCAUCCUCACUCCGCCCACCGCGCCGCCGGUCUGAGCCGCCGCGCCGCGCGGGGGACGGGGGCUGCGGGGGGGGCGGGGGGGGGGCGACACUAAAGGCCUCUGUUCCCACCU